GGAAGGGGGAAGGGGUCCCGGCAAGGGCGACGGGCAGCAGUAGGGGCAGCAGCAGUAGGAGCUAGGGGACAAGAAGCAGCAGCAGCGUCAGAUGGGAGGGCAGGAGGAGAAGAGCUGCAGGUAGUGAGACUGCAGGAGCAGGCAGUUGCUGUUCCAGACCCUGUGCAGGCGAUAAUGGGGGGUGUUUCUGCACUUCAGAUUCCUCUUCAAGAGGUGGGUGGACAGGAGGCGGUUGGGGGCGAAGUUGGGGGGGAUGGUGAUAUGUCUGCGAUCUACGCUGCUGGGUAUGCUGCAGGACUGGCAGCCGCCCGGGCUGCUGCUGCCAGAGCAGCAGGCGCUGCCGCUGCUGGUGCUGCUGCUGGUGUUGCGGAUGGGGUUGGAGCAGAGGGGGGAGUGGCGGUGGGGGGAGAAGCAGGGGGCAUGGAGGGGGGGCUUGGUGUAGGGGGUUUCGAUCUUGAUGCCACAGGCUUUGCAGAUGGCGAGAUGGGGAUGGGUGGUGGGAUGGAGGGAGAAGAGUAUGGAGCUGAGGCGGUGCCAGCAGGAGGGGAAGGAGAGGAAGGAGGGGAAACAGGAGGAUUUGGAGGAGGGGAAGAGGAAAUGAUUUACUCGACUCGGGUGGCGGAUAUUAUUCAGAAGCCGCAUAAGUGGGCGGCGAUGCUGGGCGGGAAAGGGCACAACCGAACCAACCAGCCGCCGGACCAGUCUGGUAUGGAGGGAGCCUUGGCGCGGUGGUUCGGGGAGGAGCAGCAGAGGGUCGGUGGUGUGCCGAGCGAGCAGGUGAUUGAGAAGGCCAAGGAGCUGGGGUAUUCUUUCGGGUUUCCCCCAACUUUCAAGUACACAAGGGCGUGGGUGUACCGCGUGUUGUCGCACUUGGGAUUUUCCCAGGAGGCUAUAGAUGCGGCGUGUGAGGACUACCCUAACGAGGAUGACUCUGCUGGGCCUUCCUUGAUUGAGUUAGCGGAUCAGAUGUUUGGGCAGGAGCUGUUUAAGUCCCGGGCGAACCAGAAGGGACGGAAGCCCAGAGACUGGUGGGCGGAGAACCUGCUGGGGAGGAAGUCGGGGACUGGGACAGGGAGAGGGAGGGGGAGGGGGAGAGGGGCGGGGAGGGGCGAUGGGGGGGUUUUGGGGGAAGGGGCGGAGUGGGAGCAGCAGCAGCAGCAGCAGCAGCAGCAGCAGCAGCAGCAGCAGCAGCAGCAGCGGCAGCAGGGGGAUGUGUAUGGGCAGGUUGGGGGAGGGAUGCAUGGGCAGGAGCUAGGAGGAGGGGGAUAUGCGCAGCAAGGGGGGUAUGCUCAGGGAACUGGACAGGGGUACGGGCAGGAGAUAGGGCAGGGACACGGGCAGAUGACAGGGCAGGCGAACGGGCAGGGCCAGGGGUACGGGCAGGGGACAGGGCAGGGGUAUGGGCAGGAGAGUGGUUUGGGGUAUGGGCAGGAAGGGGGGCAGGCGAGAGUGGGAGAGGGGGAUCAAGAUGAUGUUAUCCCAGGUGACUUGUUUGAGGAGCUGGAGGGAGGAGAGAUGGUGGUGGUUCGGACAGCUGACGGUGUUGCUGGUGAUGGUGGUGAUGGUGGUGGUGGUGCCGUGGGUGCUGGUCCUUCUUCCCACCAGCCUCUCGACUCGGCCGCUUUUGCAGCGAGCUCCUUGAACGAAUCAGCCCCAUUCACUGCUGCAAACAGCAUGAUCGGAGGAACCGCCAACACUGCAAACACUACAAACACUGCCAACUCGCUAGACUAUGGGGAUGACGGUGAAGACUCGGAGGGUUACCAGCCCGAUCCGAAGCUAGUAGAGCUCGCCAUGGCUGAAGCCAGAGCUGCGGCGGAGGCUCGGAGGGUGAUCACCGAGGCUGACCUCGCAAAUGCGGCGCAGAUCGAGGUUCUGCCCCGGAAUCCGAUCACGGGCAGGGUGAUUAGUAAAGAGGAGCUGCAGACUAACCCGGUAUAUACGGAAUAUUACCGGCUUCUGGAAGAGCAGAAGGAGUUUAAGGAAAAGAACAAGAAAAUCACAACGUGUGUGCGAACCAUCAAGAUGCGAAAGGCAAUCUGUCUACUCAAGGAAGCUCGUCCGUCUCUCACAAACCAAGAGAUCAUCCACAUUAUACUGGAGUCCUGCGGUCCUGUGAUUGCAGCGAGUAUUUCCCCUGCAGCCCUCCGGUAUACCCUCCGCAAGAGCUACCAGUACUUGAACGCCGACCUGAACAAGCCGAAAAGGCCUGUCCCGAGGCGGGUUGAGUUCCCGGAAUUCGAAGAGGCACUCGCGGCGUGGGUGCGGGAGAUGCGGGCGAAGUAUGGGAAGGAGAAUUUGCUGUACGAGGAUAUUCUGGCAUAUGCGCAGAAGCUGGCUCCGAGUUUCGGGAUUGCGGAAAAGAAUCCCAAGUUCAAGUUCCACAUGUCGUGGAUUCUGAACUUUGCGGGGAGGCAUGGGUUGAAGUGGCGAACGAAAGAGGACCUGCGUGCGAACCGCAAGGGUGGUGGUGCGACUGGGGAUGGUGGUGCUGCUGGUGGUGGUGGUGGUGAUGGUGGCGGUGGUGGUGGUGGUGGUGAUGGUGCUGGAAGGAGCAGUGGGAGAGGGAGAGGAGGGAAUACGUCUGGGGUAGGAGAGAGUGAUGGUACAGAGAGUGACAAUGGCGGGCGGGAGGGGUACGGUGAGGGCGGCGGGACAACGGACGGUGGCGAUGGGAUCACAACGGACGGUGGAGAGGGGAACACCACGGAUGGGGGAGGAGAAGGGACGGACGUAGAAGGGGAAGGGGAGGGGGAAGGGGUAGGGGAAGGGGGUGGGUUUCUAGGCAUGGAUGUGAACAUGCAUCUGGGGAAUGUAGUGACAGGGCUGGUGCGAAAGCAACGGGAUGAGAAGACAGUGAGGCGGAACAAGAUUUGGAACACUGCAGCUGAUAAGCUUCUGAAGGUGGUGGCUCAGUUUGUGGCGGAAAGGGAGGCACGGGUGCGGAGAGGGGAGGAGGAGGAGGGAGAGGGGGACGAGCGGUGGGACGGGGAAAUGGGAGUUGAAGGGUUGUUAAAGAAGAGGUGGAAGAGGAAGAAGACCGGGCGGCCGAGGAGGAGGGUAGGGGUUGUAGGGGCGGGUAGUGGUGGAGCAAAGACAGCGGCGCAGGGCACUGGGAAGAAGAGAGGAAGGAAGAAGAAGCAGAGCGGGGAAGCGGAUGGGGGCGCGGGAGGAGGAGGGGAGGGAGGUGGCGGGGAGGGUGGUGGGGAGGGUGGUGGGGAAAGCGGCAGGGAAACUGGACCGGAGAGUGGAAGGGAGAGUGGGAGGGAGAGUGGGAGGGAGGGAGGGAAGAAGAAGCAGCAGCGCAAGCAGUACCAGGAGGUGCUGGUGACGUGGAAGCUUGCCCUCAUCUCCCUCGCCCGGGCCAGGCAGGACCUUCCCCACUCUGCUGUCAAACGGGCCGUUCAAGCCAGGUAUGGCGUGGACACAAGUCGCACAGUCAUCGCGGACUACAUGGCGCGGGAGGACAAGGUGCGGUGGCAGGCAAAAGUAAUGAGAGACGCGUACAGGGAGGGGCGUGAAGUGCUGCCAAAGAUGAAGCAGUACACCAAGUUCAUGCGGCUGGAAAAGGCAGUUUCAGACGCAAUGAAGAAGGCCCUGGCGGAUCUGGACAAAGGGGAGGCGCAGGGCAGCGGGAGAGGCGCAGCAGCUCAACCGGGCGUGCUGGGCGGAGGAGUGAGGAUGGGCUUUCAGGGCGCAGGGGAGGAAAGGGAUGAGGAGGAAGAAGAGGAGGCAGGGUUGCCGCGGCAGAUAAUGGUGCAUCCUGAGGCUGUGGUGGAUUAUGCCAACAAGGUGGCACCGCUCUUUGGCUUCCCCCCUUCCAAGAGUAUCACCUUUGCCUGGGUGGCGGGUCUCAUGCACCGGUGGGGCUUCAUGGACCACUGGGCUGUAAAGGCGUCUCCCAGGUGGAAGAAAUGGGCUCCUCUGUUUGAGGGUCAGGGGGAUAAGGAGGGUGGGGAUGGGGGAAGGAGUGGGGGAGGGGGGGGGCAGACUGGGGGGGAAGGGGGCGAAGGGGAGGGAGCAAGGGGGGAGGCAGGAGCGGGAGGAGGAGGAGGAGGAGGAGGAGGAGGAGGAGGAGGAGGAGGAGGAGGAGGAGGAGGAGGAGGAGGAGGAGGAGGAGAAGGAGCAGGCGCGGCUGCUUCUGCUGCUGGUGGGAGGGAGGGCGGGCUAGGGGAGGGAGAGAGAGCAGCAGCAGAAAGAGGGGUAGGGGGAGCAGCAGGGGGAGCGGCAGGGGCAGCUGCAGGGGGAGUGGCAGGGGGAGUGGCAGGAGGGAGUGUAGCAGCCUCGCUUCUAAACUCGCUCAACCUAGCCAACUUGCCUGGACCAAUCCCAGCGUAUCUUCAAGAUAUUGUUGCUGAGCUGGCAGGAAUCCGGGUCGGCGGAGCCUCGGACGUUCUUCCGAACCUGCAGGCAGCGUGGGGAAACCUCGACAAGGCGUCUCCCGAGCCUGUUUCAACGGAUUUUGAAGUCGGUUCGGGCACGGGUUUGGAUAAGGACAGGGGCAGGAAGAGGAAGAGGGGGGAAGGGGAGGGGGGAGAGGAGGGGAGAGGGGAGGAAGAGGAAGCAGAUGGAGGAGAGGGAGAGGCGGGAGGGAGGGAGGAGAGGGAUGCGGCAGUUGCAGCUGUUAUGGCAGCCGGGAAGAUCAAAACGCCUGAGGAGUUUUGGCGGUGGUGGCAGUUUUCAGGGCUUGUAGGGGUGAGAGGCAUGCGGGACGCGUGGAGUGUGCUGGAAGAUGCUUCUGUGGUUGCUGUAGAGGAGGAGGAAGAGGAGGAAGAAGAGGAAGAGGAGGUGGAGAUGGAGGAGGUGGAGGAGGGGUAUGAGGAGGAGGAAGAGGAGGUAGAGGGGGAUGAGGAGGAUGAGGUGGUGGAGGUGGAGGAGGAGGAGGAGGAGGAUGCAGAGGUUGAAGAGUGGGGGGGUGGUGGAGGGAGGGGAGGGAAAGCGAGGGGAGGAGGGACAACAGGGGGCGAGACGGAGACAGGUGGGGAAACGGAGGGAGAAGCAGCAGAGUGGGGCGAUCAUACAAAAGAGGAGGCGAGGGAGAGGAGGAGGCAGCAGAGGAAGGAGAGGAAGGAAAGGAAGAAGAGGAAGAGGGAGAAGAAGAAGGAGAAAGAGAAGAAAAGGAAGAGGGAGAAGGGGAAGGAGAGGGAGAAGAGGGGAAAGAAGAAGGGAAAGGAGAAGAUGGGUGUAAGGGGGGAUGCGCUUGCAGCGUUCACCAGUAUGCUGCAGCAGACGACUUUUGAGGCGCCUCAAAAGGCGUUCACCAGUAUGCUGCAGCAGCAGGCACCAGGAGUAAUGCCGAUGCAUCCUGCCUUCCCCCAAUCCGCCUUCCCCCAAUCCUCCUUCCCUCAACCUCCUUUCCCUGCCGCUGCUGCUGCUGCUGGUGCUGCCCCUGCCUCUGGUGCUCCCCAGGCCCAGGUGACCACGAUCCAGUUCGGGGCGCAGCAGGAAACGCCGUUCGGCACACGCUUUGCCACACCGCCCGCCCUUCACUUGCGCGGAUUCCUGCUGCAGGGGGGUCUCAUCACCCUUCCUAUGCACCUUCUCCUCUCCUCUGCACCUCCACACCUCUCCCCACCUCGCCUCCCUCCUCACCUCCCCAUUCCUCUGCACCUCCCCGCUCCUCUGCACCUCCGCUCCCCUCCCGCAACUCCCUCCUAA
Molecule: messenger RNA, 5658 nt
Organism: Closterium sp. Naga37s-1
Lineage: Eukaryota; Viridiplantae; Streptophyta; Zygnematophyceae; Desmidiales; Closteriaceae
Source: the annotation of a GenBank genome assembly